Messenger RNA from Nerophis lumbriciformis (worm pipefish), 654 nucleotides. Lineage: Eukaryota; Metazoa; Chordata; Actinopteri; Syngnathiformes; Syngnathidae. The record is from RefSeq and is a predicted model, not a curated record.
AUGCGCCUUUCUCAGCCCACAGCCGGCCUGGUGACUCGACCCCAACCAGGAGGCGGAGCCCUGUACGAGUUCCGCACCUACCAAAUCCAUCCGGACCGAAACUCUGCCUUCCUGAAGCUGACCGAUGAGAAAAUUCACCUGAGGACCGCCCACUCGGAGCUUGUCGGCUACUGGCGCGUGGAGUACGGCGCCCUCAAUCAGGUCUUCCACAUUUGGAAGUACGAGUCGUAUGCCCACCGCACGGCUGUGCGCUCGGCGCUAGCGCAAGACGAACGCUGGAUGAACGAGUACAUCGUACACGCCAUGCCCAUGCUCGCGCGGCAAGACAACCGCGUCGUCGCCCUGUUGCCGUGGAGUAGCAUCAGCGCCCCCCCACGGCUCGGAGGCAUCUUUGAGCUGACGUCCUUCAGGACGCGUCCGGGCACGGGCCACGCUUGGGCCGCGUCUUUCCAGAAUAGCGACGAGCCAGGACGCCCUCGCUUGGUGGCCGCCUUCCGCGGAGACGUGGGCCAUCCGGACACAGUUUAUGCCCUGCGCUGGUUCGAGAGCGCCGACGAGCGAGGCCUAACCCCGAGCGAUGCCGACGCGUCUGGCCCGGUGGAAUCUCGCCGGAACAAACUGAUGUUCCCCUGCUCCUUCUCGCCGCUCAAGUGA